AUGCCAAAUAAUGUUCAGCGUGUGAUUAAUGGUGGCCAUCAGAAUGUUGCUAGCACAUCUGGUGCAGCAAAUACACACACCAGCAAUUCCGGAGCAGCAAAUGUAGAUGCGGAAUAUGGCAUUUCAUAUGUUAAGGUAGUGGCAGAAUCCGUUGGCAUAGCAGGGCUUUCCGAUGUUUGCGCAUCUCAAAUAGCAGUUCAAACGACUUAUGCAGUGAAGAUGGUAACUGAACAAGCAAAAAAAUUUGCUGUGCACGGUCGUCGUAAGCGCGUCACAGCUGAGGACAUCGAUUCAGCAUUUGCAUUGGGCGGCUAUCCGCCUUUAUUUGGUUUCACUGUGAAAGAAGGGUUGCCUUUCCGUUUCGCUGGAUCGAUGGGACGUGAUUUGUUUGUUACGGAUGAUCGUGAUAUCGAGAUCACACCAGUAGUUAAUGCUCCUGCUGCUAAAUUACCUCUUGAAACCAAUAUUAAAUCUCAUUGGUUGGUGAUUGAUGGCGUGCAACCAGCUGUGCCAGAGAAUCCAGCUCCUGUGGUACAGAAAGAAGCGGCAGUAGUAGUUGCUACUGAAAAAGCAGCAGUUGAUACGGGUCUAUCGAUAUUAUCAAAGGCAUGUAGAGGCCUGCGACAGACCGAGCAAGUACAAAUCAAAACAACUUCUACACACGCACUAUCCGUGGAGCAGCAGGUGUUCUUUAAGGAGAUUACUGAGGCUAUUAUGGGCAGUGAUGAUACAAGGAGGACGGAAGCCUUAUACAGCCUUCAAACAGAUGCGGGUUUACAACAAUUACUGCCUAGGUUUUCGGUGGUGAUUGUUGAAGGGGUUCGAUGCAAUAUUGUGCAACACAAUCUGGCUAUUCUGAUAUAUUUGAUGAGGAUGAUUCAGAGUUUGGCAAAUAAUCCAGCAUUAUCAUUGGAGCGUUGUUUACAUGAGUUAUUGCCUUCUAUACUGUCGUGCAUAUUAAGUCGGCAAUUGUGUGCUCGCCCAGAAACAGACAAUCAUUGGGCAUUACGCGAGUUUUCCAGUCGUUUGUUAGCCAAUAUAUGCAGGUCAUAUAACAUCAACCACUUACGAUCGCGUGUAACUCAAGUGCUUGCCCAAGUUUGGCGUGAUGAAAGUUGUACACUUGCGGCAUUGUACGGGUCACUGUAUGCUCUGAACGAGCUCGGUGUUGAUACUGUGCAUUCUGUGGUGAUACCUCGAGCUGCUCAGCUACACAAUGAUCUUCGGAAAGUUAUGUCGGACAAACCGAACGUGGUUGAUAAAUUAGCCGCAGAAAAACUUCAAAAUUUCGUUAUUAAAGUAUUGGUGCAUUUCGUAAAAAUUCAAAAGCCAACUGGACUGAAGGAAGUUACGGAUUAUCAGAACAUGUUCGGAGGAUUUGGCGAAGCUGUACACAAAGUCAUAACAAGUGAGCAUACAUCAGUAGUAUCUGGUAGUACACCGGCAAGUAACAACAAUGUACAUUCUGCUGUUCUGCACAGAUCUGGAAGUGACCGAAGGCCCUCUGCAUCCACGCAGCAGCAACAGCGUUUGAUGAUAGGUACAAAACAACCUGUGACUUCUUUAUCCAGUUCACCACUUUAUGUGGUCCGCCCACAGAGCUCACCUGUGCCUGUUCGAAAUUCUACCCAGCAACCAUAUGUUAACAUUAUCAGUGGUAGCCGUUUGCAACAAUCAACUUCAGUACUGAGUCGUCCAACACAACAGAGUACAUAUUAUGUCUCGGGUGGAACAAACUCACCGACAAACUCUUAUGUUGUUCGACCAAGUGGAUAUAAGAAAAUGAUUGUAACAAGUCAGCGUGGUACUUCGAGCUCCACGAAUGACAGUUUUAGAAAUUCAUGA
Brugia malayi is the source of this 1845-nucleotide messenger RNA. It is a transcript of the gene Bma-taf-6.1, whose product is annotated as Transcription initiation factor TFIID subunit 6, putative. Gene Ontology annotation, molecular function: transcription coactivator activity; RNA polymerase II general transcription initiation factor activity; protein heterodimerization activity. Gene Ontology annotation, cellular component: SAGA complex; transcription factor TFIID complex; SLIK (SAGA-like) complex. Gene Ontology annotation, biological process: RNA polymerase II preinitiation complex assembly; transcription initiation at RNA polymerase II promoter. The transcript has 16 exons. The record is from RefSeq and is a predicted model, not a curated record. Bases 1 to 1845 code for a protein of 614 amino acids. Lineage: Eukaryota; Metazoa; Nematoda; Chromadorea; Rhabditida; Onchocercidae.